AGAGGAAUUCCAAAAGCCAGAGAGAACCCUUUCAACUAAAAUUAUAAUAAAAUUCAACUUCUUAUCUCUUUCUCUCUCUAAAAUCCUUCAUAUUGCUUCACUCUUUUCCCUCUCUUUCUUCCGAUUGUUUCCCAAGUUCCGAUCCAAAAACCCUAAAAUCUACUCCCUUUUAAUCUCAAUCCCUUUUUAUUUUAAUUUCCCAAUUUUAUUCCUUCAAAAUUUCAUUUACUUCCCGAACCUCAAAAAAUUGUUUCUUUAUUUUCUGAGUAAUAUUUUUGAUUUUUCGUUUAAUUCCAAUUAAGAGCUUUGAGAAAAGUUUAGUUUACUAUUUUUAAUAAUAAAAUAAAAUUUUCUGUUUGGAUUGGAAGUGUGUUUCUUUCUAGUUUUCCUAUAUUAUUAUUUUUUGUGAAAAAUAUUUUCUAUGUUUUAUUUCCAAUUGAGACACUUGUAACCCGAAAAUUUCUUCAAUUAAGAGGUUGUUUCUUUCUGGGUUUUCAUCAAUUCCUCUUAAUUUCUCCCUUUGAAAAGAAAAAUCCCAGCUAUUGGUUUAAUUUUUUUAAGGAACAACCUUUAGUGUUAUGUUAAAAGGAGAAAUUGGGGGAAUUAUCGGAGAUAAAUUUGAAUUUACUGGAUUGUUUCAAUUUUGGGUUUCUUAAUCGGGUGUUUGGGAUUAUGAGGAACAGUGGAGAUGGACAAGGGCAAUCUAAAACGCAAGGUGGUGGUGUCGUUUCCAAGUCAGCUCGGAGUUCAUUACGUGCAAUUUCCAGUUACUUCAGGAUUGUUUCUUCCGGGGCUUCCACUGUGGCACGGUCGGCGGUUUCCGUAGCAUCAUCGAUUGUGGACAGGGAAGACGAUUCUGGGUAUGAUCAGGUUAAUUGGGCUGGCUUUGACAAGUUAGAAGAUGAGAAAGGUGUCAUUCGACAAGUUCUCCUGCUUGGUUAUCGGUCUGGUUUUCAGGUUUGGGAUGUUGAAGAUGCUGAUAAUGUCUGUGACUUGGUUUCAAGACGUGAUGGCCCUGUUUCAUUUAUGCAAAUGCUACCAAAACCAGUAGCAGCAAAGAGAUCAGGAGACAAGUUUGCAAACAGCCGUCCCCUUUUGGUGGUCUGUUCUGAUGGGUCCCUCUCCGUGGGUGCUCGUAUUCAGGAUCAUUCUUGCAAUGGAAGCAUACCACGCAACAAUUAUUCGGGGAAUGGUAGCAUUGUUUCUGCCAUUGUCCAGUUUUAUUCCUUGAGAUCUCAAUCUUAUAUACACAAGCUAAACUUUAGGUCAGUUGUUUAUUCCGUAAGGUGCAGUUCUCGAAUUGUUGCUAUAGCACUAGCAACUCAGAUACAUUGUUUUGAUGCCACCACAUUAGAAAGGGAAUAUACUAUUCUUACGAAUCCUAUAAUUACAGCCUCCCCUGGUUCUGGAGGUGUAGGUUAUGGACCCUUGGCAGUUGGUCCUAGAUGGCUGGCUUACAGUGGUAGUCCAGUUGUAGGUUCUAAUUGUGGACGUGUCAGUCCACAGCAUCUUAUGCCUUCUGCAAGUUUCCCUGGUUUUACUUCAAAUGGGAGCCUGGUAGCACACUAUGCAAAAGAAUCAAGCAAGCAACUUGCUUCUGGGAUUGUGACCCUAGGAGACAUUGGAUAUAAGAAACUGUCAAGAUACUUGCCGGACUCAUAUAACUCUGUGCAAUCAGGAAGUCCUGGCUGGAAAGGAAAUGGAAAUGCUAAUGGUCAUUUUCUCGAUACUGAUAACAUUGGAAUGGUUAUUGUCAGAGAUAUUGUCAGUAAGGUUGUUAUUGCUCAGUUUAGGGCACACAAGAGCCCUAUUUCAGCAUUAUGCUUUGAUCCCAGCGGCACACUUCUUGUGACAGCUUCAGUUCAGGGUCAUAAUAUCAACGUGUUCAAGAUUUUGCCUGGACUUCAAGGAAGCACUUCUGCUUGUGAUGUACCAGCAUCACAUUCACAUCUCUACCGACUGCAGCGUGGUUUUACAAAUGCUGUAAUACAGGAUAUUAGUUUCAGUGAUGAUAGCAACUGGAUUAUGAUUAGUUCUUCAAGAGGGACAAGCCAUCUAUUUGCUAUCAAUUCAAUGGGUGGAUCUGUAAGUUUUCAGUCUGCUGAUGCUGGUUUUGCUCCUAGAAGUAGCAGUUUGGGUGUUAUGACUAAGCCACAAGUUCAUUGGCCACCUAAUAUAGGAGCGCAAACACCUACUCAAACAAGCUUUUGUGUUUCUGGCCCUCCGGUGACACUAUCUGUUGUUAGCAGAAUAAGGAAUGGAAAUAAUGGUUGGAGAGGCACUGUAAGUGGUGCUGCAGCGGCUGCAACAGGCAGGAUGGGUUCUCUUUCAGGGGCCAUUGCUUCUUCUUUCCAUAACUGCAAAGGCAAUAAUCUUUUGUUUACCGAGAGCAACUAUUUGAAGACAAAAUAUCACCUUCUGGUUUUCUCUCCUUCUGGAUGUAUGAUACAGUAUGCUUUGCGACUGUCCCCUGACCAUGAUCUGACACCAGUUGUUUCUGGAUUAAAAGCAGCAUAUGAAUCAACUACAGAAUCUGAUGGAAGGUUAAUAGUCGAGGCAAUGCAGAAGUGGAAUAUUUGUCAGAAACAAACCCGAAGAGAGAGAGAAGAUAAUGCAGACAUAUAUGGCGAGAAUGGAACAUCUGACACUGGUAAAGUAUAUCCUGAAGAAAUCAAAGAGGGAACUACAUCCACUGAUCCAUCCACUGUUGACAAAUCAAAUACCAACCCUCAGGAAAAACAUAAUUUGUAUAUUUCGGAAGCUGAACUGCAGAUGCAUCAAGCUCAGACACCAUUGUGGGCAAAACCAGAGAUAUACUUUCAAUCAAUGUUGAUGGAUGACAUCAACAUGGCUGAUGAAAAUGCUUUUGUUGGGGAAAUAGAAAUUGAAAUGUUGCUAACUCGCAUGACCGGAACACGGAAAAAAAGCUUAGUUCCAGUUUUUGAUUACCUUCAAAGCUUUAAAUUCCAGCAAGCAAGGGUUUCAACUGUAGAUAACAAUAACAAUGGAUGCCUGAUGCAUCAGAGGUCAGGUCUGUCUGAAAAUGGCCGGCUUUCAUGUAGAAGUAUUUCUGGCUCUCUUAAUUGCAUGACCAAAAAUGGUGAUGCAGUUGAUGAACUUCAAAAUGGCAUAGAAGAAACUAGAUUGAAUGGUCAUCAGAUGCCUUUAGGAACUAAGGGCUUUGUAAAUAGAAGUGACAGCCCUAAAACCAACACUCGGCUUGAGAUUGUAAAUAAUAGUGAGAACUCAAGAAUGGAAGCUCAACUCAAGUUUGUAAAUAAUAACAGUGAAGACCUCAAUAUGGGGAAUCUUUUUGGAGAUGAAGGUGAUGAGUAUGAUUAGAGGUGUGGAAUUUUAUUCUUUUGAUUCUCCAGAGAGUCUGAUUAACAGUGUUUAAUACUUAUGGGGGUGGCAAUGUAAACAAGAGACAGAAUGGAUGCUUCGACUGUGAAGUGAAUUGUUUAGUACUGUGUUGUUGGGUUUUUCAUAUGUUAACUUUGUAAAUUAUAGACAAUGAAUUUCCCAAUAUUUAGUUGUGAUAUGUAAAUAAUAGAAUUACCUUAUUAACUCCAACUCUUCUAUUCUAUUAAUUUAAAAAGUUUAUUUGUUACCA
Molecule: messenger RNA, 3613 nt
Organism: Gossypium raimondii (Peruvian cotton)
Lineage: Eukaryota; Viridiplantae; Streptophyta; Magnoliopsida; Malvales; Malvaceae
Product: autophagy-related protein 18f
Exons: 8
Coding region: 673-3342 (889 amino acids)
Biological process (GO): response to starvation; autophagy
Cellular component (GO): cytoplasm
Molecular function (GO): protein binding
Source: RefSeq, a predicted model, not a curated record